This is a messenger RNA of Serinus canaria (Common canary), 1905 nucleotides long. RefSeq lists its product as uncharacterized. Bases 1 to 1905 code for a protein of 634 amino acids. The record is from RefSeq and is a predicted model, not a curated record. The transcript has 9 exons. NCBI's taxonomy places the organism in Eukaryota, Metazoa, Chordata, Aves, Passeriformes, Fringillidae.
AUGGGGCCGGGCGUGUGCCUUCCCUGUCCUCGGGGCUGGGCUCGCAGCCCCUCAGGCCCCUCGGCUUUAGGCCGUGAGCUGGACUGCCUGACUGUAGAGUCAGGUUCCUGUUGCCUUGGGGGAAGGCCGAGCUCCGUGGCUCCCUGGUGGGGAGCGCCCCGGAACUGGAGAGAAGGAGCCUCCAUAGGCCUUGAGGACCAGAGCCGCCCUGUAAGUGGGGGCCAGUGCUCUGGAGUCCCGGGCACUUUGAAGUCCAGGCAGCGGCUUGAGCCCCCUGUAAGCAGGGGUGCAGCCUCUUGGCCGCUGCUUUGCCUGCCCAGCUUCAUUUGCCCAGAGGGCCCGGCUCCCAGCACGGCGUGGGACUGCACCGGACGUCGCCAUGAAGCCGUGGGACGGCGAGGCAAGAGCGAGCCGCAGGAGCGGCGUCUUCGAGCUCAAGAGUGGAACGGCGAGGCAAGAGCGAGCCGCAGGAGCGGCGUCUUCGAGCUCAAGAGUGGAACGGCGAGGCAAGAGCGAGCCGCAGGAGCGGCGUCUUCGAGCUCAAGAGUGGAACGGCGAGGCAAGAGCGAGCCGCAGGAGCGGUGUCUUCGAGCUCAAGAGUGGAACGGCGAGGCAAGAGUGACCUUCAGCACUGACGGCUUCGAGCUCAGGAGCGGAGCAGCAAGAAGCCGUGGGACGACGAGGCAAGAACGGCAGUGUCUUCGAGAUCAAGUGUGGGACGGCGAGGCAAGAGCGAGCCGCAGGAGCGGCGUCUUCGAGCUCAAGAGUGGAACGGCGUGGCAAGAGCGAGCCGCAGGAGCGGCGUCUUCGAGCUCAAGAGUGGAACGGCGAGGCAAGAGCGAGCCGCAGGAGCGGCGUCUUCGUGCUCAAGAGUGGAACGGCGAGGCAAGAGUGACCUUCAGCACUGACGGCUUCGAGCUCAGGAGCGGAGCAGCAAGAAGCCGUGGGACGGCGAGGCAAGAGCGAGCCGCAGGAGCGGCGUCUUCGAGCUCAAGAGUGGAACGGCGAGGCAAGAGUGAGCCGCAGGAGCGGCGUCUUCGGGCUCAAGAGUGGAACGGCGAGGCAAGAGCGAGCUUCAUCACUGACGGCUUCGAGCUCAGGAGCGGAGCAGCAAGAAGCCGUGGGACGGCGAGGCAAGAGCGAGCCGCAGGAGCGGCGUCUUCGAGCUCAGGAGUGGAACGGCGAGGCAAGAGUGAGCCGCAGGAGCGGCGUCUUCGAGCUCAAGAGUGGAACGGCGAGGCAAGAGUGACCUUCAGCACUGACGGCUUCGAGCUCAGGAGCGGAGCAGCAAGAAGCCGUGGGACGGCGAGGCAAGAGCGAGCCGCAGGAGCGGCGUCUUCGAGCUCAAGAGUGGAACGGCGAGGCAAGAGCGAGCCGCAGGAGCGGCGUCUUCGAGCUCAAGAGUGGAACGGCGAGGCAAGAGUGUCCUUCAGCACUGACGGCUUCGAGCUCAGGAGCGGAGCAGCAAGAAGCCGUGGGACGGCGAGGCAAGAGCGAGCCGCAGGAGCGGCGUCUUCGAGCUCAAGAGUGGAACGGCGAGGCAAGAGCGAGCCGCAGGAGCGGCAUCUUCGGGCUCAAGAGUGGAACGGCGAGGCAAGAGCGAGCUUCAUCACUGACGGCUUCGAGCUCAGGAGCGGAGCAGCAAGAAGCCGUGGGACGACGAGGCAAGAGCGGCAGUGUCUUCGAGAUCAAGUGUGGGACGGCGAGGCAAGAGCGAGCUUGGAGCUGAAGAGGGACACCAGGGACCCUCUGGGCAAAGGGCUUUUCCAGGCCAGGGCACCUUCACGGUGCCACGGCCGGCUUUGCGCUGGGCGACCUCCCUGUGCGCAGGGCUGGGUCUUUGCUACGGUUGGCCUUUUGCCCUUGUGCUCCUUUGGCUGCCCGGAGAGAGGGGCAACCCUGUAA